CGGGCGAGCUGGCCAGCAAGGGCGUUCAAGGGCUGGAGUGUGAGGCAGGGCCAGGGGGUUGUCCUGAAAGCCUGUGAUUUGCCCUUGUUUUUAACUUUGCCUUUUGAACAGGUUCACUCGGCAGCAUACGCGGCCUUAGGGCUGCUGGAGCCUUUCACCAAAAUCUGGGGUGCAGAAAAAUAACAGGGAUAGAAGAGUGUGAUGGGGAUGGGAUAACCCGAGUGAAGGAGAUGAGCAGUGCCAGUCACCACAGUGUGGGUCUCGACAUGUGGACGGGGCCAAAUAUCACCCCAGUGUGGUCCUUCUCUCCUGAAGAGGGUGAAAAACACUUUCUGACCCUACAGACAGUGUGUCUGAAGGCAGAAGAGGAGGACUUGGAGGGACUCUGCCAGAUGACUGCCCACCCGCAGAAGGGGGUGGCGAUGGCAGCGCUGGCCGGGGCCGUUGUGCUGCAGCCGGUGGUGCAGCAGGGGCAGGCUGUGCUGCACAACGUGCCAGCAGGCAUGGCUAUUGACAGAGACAAUUAUGUCGUUGCAUUUGAAAAUAAGGCCCAGCAACUGAGCGCAUGUGAAGAGGGGGGAGGAAAGGAACUUUUUUUCACUCCGGGGGAAACAAAGAGCCAGAGCUGCAAAGCCAGUGAUGAUCUGUCAGACUCAUGCAAUGAAGGUAAAGAGCAGGAAUAUGUAACUCCAUCAGAACAAACAGUUGUAAGAAAUCCCAAGAAUCUAAAAUUUCAUGUUUGUGCUCCGCAUCGGAAAAAAGGAGAAAAAGCAGUUUUCAGCUGUGGUUUGUGCAUGUUCACCUCACUCAAAAUAUCAAAUCUUAAUCGGCAUGUGAAAACCCAUUCUGACGAGAAACGUCAUGUGUGUCACCUCUGCCUUAAGGCUUUUCGUACAGCUACUCUCCUGCACAACCAUGUGAAUGUACAUACAGGGACCAGACCCUAUAAAUGCAGUGACUGUGAUAUGGCAUUUGUGACCAGUGGUGAGCUUUCACGACACAGGCGCUACAAGCAUACUUUAGAAAAACCUUUCAAGUGUUCAGUGUGUAAAUAUUCUAGUGUAGAAGCAAGCAAAAUGAAACGACACAUUCGCUCACAUACAGGAGAGCGUCCUUACGCCUGCGACCUUUGCAGUUAUGCUAGCAAAGAUGCAUUUAAACUGAAAAGGCACAUGAUAACUCAUUCAGGUGAAAAACCCUAUGAAUGUUAUGUUUGCCAGGCAAAAUUCACUCAAAGUGGUACCAUGAAAACCCAUAUGUUACAGAAGCAUGGAGAAAGUGUGCCAAAAUACCAGUGUCCACACUGUAGCACCUUUAUUGCGCGAAAAAGUGACUUGGCUGACCUGGAAUCGUUCCAAGAUGUCUCCGCUGUGAAAAAUUAACAUUGUGCCAGUGAGAUUGUUCCUGUUUUACAUGGAACAGAAACAGCAACUCCGAGAGAACAGAAAACAGAAACGACUCGUGAAAUGAUUCUCAACAUGAUGGACAAAUAACGCACGAACGGACUCUGGUCUUCCUUGUUUUCAUGGGUUGUAACUGACCGCUUCAAAGUGUGUAACUAUGUCCAUCUACUAAGCUAGAACAGACACUGGUUGAAAGCUGUUGAAGCCCUUUUGUGCUCAUUUUUCUUCCUGUUGCCAUUUCUACUAUGUUACAGAAAUAACAUUGCCGAAGUGUGAAAGUUAUAGGGAACCUUCACCUGUUUCAUUACAUACAUGUAAUAACAGAAUGAAGAAAAAAUUAACUGAUUUCAGAGUAAUUUAUGAAAAAGUAGAUAGGUUUGUUUCACCUUGCAUUUCAUUUUUCUUCCAGAUAUACUCACAGAAUUGCAUACUGAUCUGAAGCAAAUUUAUUCCUCGCUCGCUUUAUAGAGCGCUGCAUGAACUUCAGUCUGUUUGUACUUUCCUGAGGCAAGCACAUGAGAGGUAGUGAUAUUUUUAAUGCAAGGGGCAUUUACUACAUCUCCUUUCUGCAAACAAUUUAGUUUCUAGAAUUCACAAUGCUAAAAUUCAGUUUGGGGCUAAAAAAGUGCGGUGGUUUAUGCCCCAUACUUCUAGUAAUUAUUUAAUGUUAUUAGCUCAAUUCUCUUUUCCCAGUGGUUUUCAAUAGGUACGAUGCCAUUUUCUUCAGAAGAGUUCCUUUAGUUGUACAUCAGCGUGGAAAAUAGCGGCAGAAGCAGAUCCCUUACUUCUUGGCUUGUUGUUAGAGUACCUGCAAGCUUUGGGGUACGGUUUCACAGCUGGAUCACGCUGCCUGUCCUGUCUUUUCCCCCAUGCUCCAGGCAUAAUUUUCUUUCCUCGCUGUGUUUCAGGUCUAGCAAGCACACGGCUGUAGGGUGAGUUGGAUCAGCACGUAGAUCUAAUUAGAAACUAACCUUUUCUCUCAUCCUUGUUUUGGUCAGAUCAGUUAGCUGAGCAGGCAUAGAGCUGUGUGAUCAUUAGAGCUGACAGAGAUGAAGCAGCUGCAGGGUGUGCUGGUGUCAGAAGAGUGUGCAGGACCACCCCUUUCUGGGGAUGCAUGGCUUUCUGUCACCUCAGGCUGGCUAUUUCUGGAGUGUGGGUGGUAGCAGUUUUCCUCCCUGCUCCUUCCCCUUUCAACAGCCUUCUUCCAGGUGUUUCAAUGUCAGGUUGUGAUCAUACAUUUAGCACUAGAUCCAAAACACACCCAUGACUUUGAUUUUGAUUAGAUGUUCAAUAAAACACACUUGUAUUAUUUAGGAAAGUUCAUGUUUGUAGUACAUUUAAGAAUCAGAGGAAUUUCAACUGUCAAAUAUAAUUCUCUAGCUUUUUUUAGGUUAUAAGAAUUACUGGGUUUACUGCUUAAUUAAUGAUUAAUAUAGUUAGAGUAGCUACAGUAAGUACUAUUGAUUUUUAUGAUUAGUUACAAUGAUAAUUGCCAUUUAUGCAAUGUUCGCUCAUUUUUUGGUUGUUUAUAAUUAAUACUUGGAAGUGUGUUCAUAAAAUCUUAAAUACUUAUAAAAUACUAAUCUUUAAUGCUGCUACUCUUACGUUACAUUUCAUUAUAAAUAAACGCUAGCAUUACUAACCAAUUUUAAUAAUAUCAAGUCAUGUACCAAGUACAUAAUUUUAAUUAAAAUGCCAAACCCUUAUCCUAAUUUCAGGAUUAGCAUCUAUGUUCAACUUCAUUAUGUAUAUAAUACAGAACUCAGCCAGUAUAAAAUUGUUUGGUUUUUGCAUGUUGAGCUAGCUGUGUUUGCUGGUUAUGCUGAUGCGGUCAGGGGUAGUGAAUUCUGCUGUGCGCGCUGUUCAUUGCAGGUGGACUGCAUUUCAAGAUCUAAAUACUGGAAAUUUUAACUUUCCUUACUUUGAAAAGUCUGUUAAAAAUGAAAAUUUAGUUUUUUCCAGUCAGUGUAUUAAGCGAACAGCUUUAUCCUAUAAAUCCUAUACUUGAUAACAUGUCUACAUGACUGUUCUACUAGAGUUACUUUUUAUAUUUGGCAACUGUUCUGCUGUAAUAAGACCCAAAACAAUGGCGUGCUUUGGAGCUUUAACUGUCAUGCAAUGUUUUAAGUAUUUCCAUGCACAUGGUGAGGAGAUAAGGAUGUCAGUAUUGGCGCAAGAUACUUGCUGUCUUACAGGAGUAAGUUAUCCAGUUUAGAAGAUACAGAGCACCCUACACUAAAAGGCCUCAACAAGACCUUAAUCAAUCAGCUCAAUUAAAUAUAUGAACAGGAAUUACCACUUUGGUAAUAGAAACCUCAUUCAGGUUUGUAGCCCAUGUUUUUAGCAAUUACAGAGAAGUCAGUGCCUUUGAAUUUAUCAAAAUUACUUGUUGGCUUUGUCCUCCUAUUAUAAUGGUGUUUUUGAGUGUUUAAUAUCGAUUCAUGAUUGUUGUUUUGUGUCUGUUUUCUUGAUGGUAAUAUUUAUCCAGUUUUACUAAGUUAACGAUUUGUUCUGGCUGCCUUGUCAAUCACAGGACUUAAGAAUACUUUUGUCCAGGAAAAUUGCUUAAAUAAUAUUGUUGACUUUAUCCUUCUUGUGCUGUUUCCAUUUGUGUCAUAAAUUCUAAGCAACAGAUUUCAUUGUUAAUAUUCUUUUCGGAAGUUGUAUAAAUUACUUGAUCAAUUUUCUGGAUAUAUACUGUUCAUUUGAAUUACUAAUCACAAAGCUGACUCAUUUUGUGCUGACAUCUGUAAAUCAGACUACAUAAAGUGGAAUAUGAAUGUAAUAAUAAAAGA
Messenger RNA from Phalacrocorax carbo (great cormorant), 4198 nucleotides. Lineage: Eukaryota; Metazoa; Chordata; Aves; Suliformes; Phalacrocoracidae. The record is from RefSeq and is a predicted model, not a curated record.